Diaporthe citri is the source of this 834-nucleotide messenger RNA. RefSeq lists its product as uncharacterized. The transcript is spliced from 4 exons. Lineage: Eukaryota; Fungi; Ascomycota; Sordariomycetes; Diaporthales; Diaporthaceae. Bases 1 to 834 code for a protein of 277 amino acids. The record is from RefSeq and is a predicted model, not a curated record.
AUGGCUCAAGCGUGGGCCGCUAUCCAGACCAACUGCAAACUCAGUUUCCCUACGGCAACUCAGGCCCUGAAAACAAAUGUCACGAGUUUGGGAAACUAUGCACCCAAAGGCUACCCUACGGCAACCUGUGUCGGCGACAGGACCUACAAAGUCGUCAGUGGCGAUAAUUGCGUCGACAUCUCUAAGAAAAGCAAGGUUUCGACAUCGUCAUUGAUAGUCCUGAACAGCCUGCGGAUCGACUGCACAAACAUCUUCGUCGGUCAGGGCGACUAUUGCGAACUCGUGGCCUUGAAUCAAACCAUUUCCCUGCCGCUUUUCUACGCCAUUAACCCACAGAUUGAUAAAGGCUGCACCAAUCUACAAGGUAACGUGGCCUACUGCGUCCGUCCGACGCAGGACUUCAACUCGACCGCAAGCUCGACAAUCGCACCACCUCCUGCUUCGACUCCAUCUGGCACAACAAAGAACUGUUAUCAAUGGUAUGUCAUCCAGUCCGGUGACACCUGCGCUCAGGUGCAGAACAAAUUCGGCAUUCCAUUCAAACAGUUCCAGAGCUGGAACCCAUCACUCGCUGCGGACUGCCUGAAUCUCCAGCUGGGCGCGGCAUACUGCGUCAACGGGGCUGCCUCCAUCGCCGCCCGGGCCACGGCUGCAGCUCUUGGCAGUGACGGGGAGUGGUCUCCCUACUCGCCUCCAAGUGUAAUACUUGCGCAUAGAGACCCUCUUCAGACCGUGCAGCCUGAGGUUGAUGUGGAAUCACGUGGUGGCGGUGUUGCCAUGGGCUGGCCGGGUGUAAACUCCCCCAGACUGCGCAGGGCCAUUGGGCUCGAUUAG